AUGGGUGCUGUACAAUGUCGCGCUAGUUCAAACAACCUUUGCCACAAGCGAAAUUUCACAUUCACAGCACCACGGUUUGCCGGUAAAGAUAUUAUUGAUCGAUCUCAAUUUUUAGAAGAGGUUAAGGUUUUCAUGCCCGAUGUCAGCGAGGACGGAUGCAUUAUAUCAAAGUGGUACCACCAAAAGGGUGAUGUCAUAAAGAAAGAGGCGAGGCUCUGCGAUGUUGAAUCCCCGGAUUUUGAGUUCACCAUGACGAUGGAUGAUGAUUGUGAUGCCAUCAUGGGGGAUAUAUUCGUGGAAGUCCAUUCAAAGGAACGAGUCAAAGGAAACACCGUGGUUUGCACUGUCUUUCAUCCACGUGAUGAUUCCAAAUAG
Molecule: messenger RNA, 375 nt
Organism: Seminavis robusta
Lineage: Eukaryota; Bacillariophyta; Bacillariophyceae; Naviculales; Naviculaceae
Source: the annotation of a GenBank genome assembly